UCAUAAUGUUGUUUAUUUUAUUAAAAGGAUCAAGAAUGAAUGAUAUUCAUAUAGCACUUUACAACUCCAUGAAGGUACCAAAGACCUUCACAAUAAAGAAGAGAUCUAAAAUAGGAACAAAGGUUUUAAACUAAAAAUUCUAGAAUAUUUUAUUUUAGAAUAUAAUAUUCAAUCCAAAUGUUUUCAUCUACGAUCCAUGUUCUAUCAAUCUCACUCCACGCAUUUGCUCCUGGUCCGACCCUUCUAUAUAAUUGUAGAACCCAAUGUGGCCCACGGGUUAAAAUAAUUGCCCACCCCUGCUUUACAAGGAAGUGGGCGGUUCUAACUGCGGGCUUUUGGGUGCCCCCUAAAAGAUUGCGCCCUGGGCGACCGCCCACAUCGCCCAUAGAAAAAAAAUCGCCGCUGGAUGUUUGAACAUUGUGUGGAUCAGAAAACGUGUAAAAGCUUGAACACCCCCCCCCCCCCCCCUGCACUGCAGCUGAGCCGUCAGUAUCUUCAUAAUCUGCAGCCUGUCUGCUGUAAAUUAAUCAGAUACCCGUGACAGUAAAGCUGCGCGUCAGCCCUCCGUCCAUCAUGCAGCCGUGCAUCUGCGCGCAUGUCCUGAUGCUGGGGGCUCCGGGGCCCUCCUACCUGCCAGCAGCCGGUUGCCUGCGGAUGAGUGCAAUAAUCUGAACGGCGGCUUUUACUGGCUGGACUCUUUAUUGACCGGCCUCAGAUUUAGCCGCUCAUUCCCCCCUCCCUCCGUCAUCCUGUUGCCCUGCGGUCUGCCUCCAGCUGAUGAGCGCAUUGGCAGCUGCAUCAUUCCACCCUGCUGACUUAUUGGGAUUUGUUUUUUCUGCUGCCUGCUGCCCCUCGGGGUGCGUUGUGAGGCGUUGCUGGACUUUUUAAAACAUUUUUUAUUGACCGACUGGGGGGAAUCCAGCAGGAUGUUCUCAUCUUCAUCCAGAAACUCCCUGCUGUCGCCCUGGUCGUCCAUGGAGCAGACGGACUCUGAGGUUCUGGACAUCAGCACCAAGGUGCAGCUGCACGGCGUGCUGUGGAAGAGGCCCUUCGGACGACCCUCAGCCAAGUGGUCCCGCAGAUUCUUCAUCAUCAAAGACAGCUUCUUGCUCUAUUAUGGAGAGAAUGAGAAGAAAAGCUUUGAAAGCAACAGGUUCUUCAACAUCCACCCAAAGGGCGUCAUUCCUCUGGGAGGAUGCGUGGUGACUGCAAACGAGGACAUGGGCAUGCCCUUCGCCAUCGUCGUCAACCUGGAGGAUUUCACGGGAGCCGUCGUCCUGGCCGCUGAAUCUGAGGCGGAGCAGCUCCAGUGGAUGGAGAUGCUGCAGGAGUCGGGGAAAGUAACCUGGAAGAACGCCCAACUUGGGGAGGCCAUGAUCGAGAGUCUGGAGGCGCAGGGCCUCCAGCUGGCCAAGGAGAAGCAGGAGUACCUGGAUAAACUGAUGGAGGAGACGGAGGAGCUCAGCCACCAGAGAGCCCAAAGAGAGGAGCUGGAGCGUCUCAACCAGGUGCUCGAGGAGGAGAAGAUGAAGUUUGAGGAGGUGGUGCUGGAGCUGAAGGCAGAGCAGGAGCAGAUUAAACUGGACCUGGACGGCACGGCCCAGUCCCUGACGGUGGUGGAGCGGGAAAAGGAGGAGCUGAGCAGCUUAACGGUGUCACUGCAGAGAUCCAUCCAGGAUCUGUCCCAGGAGAAGCGGCGCCGGCUGGAGCUUCUGGCAGAGAAGGAGAAGGAGGAAGAAGAGGAGGAGGAGAAGGAGGAGGCGGCCCCGGCUGCUCGGGAGGAGAAGCAGGAGGAGCGUGGAGGUGGAGAGCAGCUGGACCUGCUGCAGGAUCUGCGUCACAUCGAGGAGCAGAUGAGGAUCCUGCUGAAGGAGAAGGAGCAGGCCGACGAGAAGCUCCUGGACAACGAGCAGCGCGCCGAGGUUCUGCAGCAGGAGAGGGAGUUCUACUCCAGCCAGGCCCGGGUUCUGCAGCAGUCGCUCUCCCAGCUCUCUGUGGACAAACUGCAGACUGAAGCCGAGCUGCAGGCGGAGAUUGAGUCUCGUGUGGAGCUGGAGCGGCGGCUGAAGCAGGCGGAGGAGGCUCUGCAGGACCUGGAGAAAGGUCUGGACUGUCUGGAAAGAAGCAAAGAGCGAGACGAGAAGAUGAAGGGCGACGUGACGCAGCUGAGGAAGUUCUUCGAGGAAUGCAUCUGCGCAGCAGAAAUUGAGGCCAAGCUGCCCGCCAUCAUGAAGAACGCCGUGUACCUGCAUAAAGCGGCAGCACGCCGGAUCAAGAGCUGCAGGAUCCAGAGGAGAGCCUCCAGACGGCACUGGUUGAAACAGUCGAAGUCCUUCGCCGUCCCCGGCUCUGAUGACGGCAGCAUGGAGGAGCUGCGGGCCACGGCGCGCCGCCUGACCUCCGACAGCAGCUUUAGAGAGAGCGUGUACAAGAUCAUCACCCGCAAGGACGCCGCCGCCAGCAAGAGCCAGGAGUGAGGGGAGGAGCAGCAGGUAAAGAGGAGAAGUCCAUUCUUCUUCUACCUGAGAGGUCUUCCUCCCAAACCCAUCAGCACACGAAGCUGAAGCUUUCUGAGCACUAAAGAAUUUUUGUUUGACUCUCAGUUUAGGGAAACAAGUCUUCCGGAAAAUGUAAAAAAUGUGACAAUAAACUCUGUGAAAACGUAAA
Messenger RNA from Oryzias latipes (Japanese medaka), 2667 nucleotides. RefSeq names its product pleckstrin homology domain containing, family D (with coiled-coil domains) member 1 (gene plekhd1). NCBI's taxonomy places the organism in Eukaryota, Metazoa, Chordata, Actinopteri, Beloniformes, Adrianichthyidae. The record is from RefSeq and is a predicted model, not a curated record.